Messenger RNA from Drosophila novamexicana, 506 nucleotides. RefSeq names its product 60S ribosomal protein L44 (gene RpL36A). Gene Ontology annotation, cellular component: ribosome; cytosolic large ribosomal subunit. The record is from RefSeq and is a predicted model, not a curated record. Gene Ontology annotation, molecular function: structural constituent of ribosome. Gene Ontology annotation, biological process: translation. The transcript is spliced from 3 exons. The coding region runs from base 59 to 373 and encodes 104 amino acids. Lineage: Eukaryota; Metazoa; Arthropoda; Insecta; Diptera; Drosophilidae.
ACACGUAACUAUUGCACAUCUCUAAUUCUGUCUUUUUGGGUUUUCUUUCCUAUUCAAGAUGGUGAAUGUACCGAAACAACGCCGCACUUUCUGCAAAAAGUGCAAGGUGCACAAGCUGCACAAGGUAACGCAGUACAAGAAGUCCAAGGAGCGCAAGGGUGCUCAGGGCCGAAGACGUUACGACAGAAAACAGCAGGGUUUCGGUGGUCAGACCAAGCCCAUCUUCAGGAAGAAGGCUAAGACCACCAAGAAAAUUGUGCUGCGUAUGGAGUGCACUGAAUGCAAAUACCGCAAACAGACGCCCCUGAAGCGUUGCAAGCACUUCGAGCUGGGCGGUGACAAGAAGCGCAAGGGACAGAUGAUUCAGUUCUAAGCGUCCAGCUUGUUCAUCAUGGAUUAACCCAAUAAUCGCCCGCUACCUUUUGAUAAUGAAGUGUUUUUAAGUUGUUUGAUCGACUGCUUUUGCUUUGCAACAAGUGGGAAAAUAAAACAAAUUGUAGAAGUAA